CAGAAAGAACAGUAAAAAUGUAGGCAGGGCACAGGACAAAGCACUAGGGACAAAAUUGAAUUUAGUGAAUGUCACUUUUUGUCAUUUUCAAAUUUCCUGCCAGUUCCGUCCCCCGUACGUCCCGACGUUGCAGGGGACGGAAACCCAGAAGACAGAUGCCGGCAUCCGCCGGAGGACAUUGCCGGGGACACUGCAGGGGGGACAUCGCGGGAGCGCUGCAUGGUAAGCCCGAGUGUAGCUCGGGGUUACCGCUUGUUGUACUGAAACUUUACCCCGAGCUACACUCGGGAAUACUG
This is a messenger RNA of Staurois parvus, 296 nucleotides long. Lineage: Eukaryota; Metazoa; Chordata; Amphibia; Anura; Ranidae. The record is from the annotation of a GenBank genome assembly.